Messenger RNA from Benincasa hispida (wax gourd), 874 nucleotides. RefSeq lists its product as uncharacterized. The record is from RefSeq and is a predicted model, not a curated record. Lineage: Eukaryota; Viridiplantae; Streptophyta; Magnoliopsida; Cucurbitales; Cucurbitaceae.
AUCUGGAAGGAGAGAUGAUUAUUACCAACUCCAAACCAAAACCAAACCCCUUCAUAUUUAUUAAAAACAUAUAGUCUUCUUCUCCUUCUUUCUUCUCUAUCUCUCCCCAAAUAAAACAAAAUUCACUACUCAAAUGUUUCUAAGAGCCUCCAUUUCCAACACCAAAAAAUUCUUCAAGAAAACCUUAUGCAACUUCAAAUCCUUCUUUUCCAAUAGCUACCAUAGGCUCCCCGAGGCGGCGCCGCCCUUCCUCGCCGUCUCGGAAAUGGACAAAGAUUCAACCUUUCAUUUCAUUCCAUCCCAACAAGAGGUGCAAAAUGGAAGCUUUAUGAAGAAUAACAAUCCCAAUGCUGCACUUCAUUUUUCGAAGAACACGAUGGACCAAACCCGGAAGGAAAGAGUUGAGAAAAAUGAAGAUGGCAUCAAAAUUGAAGCUACCCAUCAAAGGAAAACGCAAGAAAAUUUGGAAUGUUGUAGUUGGAAGAGAAGAAUGUGUUUGGUUGCCAAGAAACUGAAAGAGUUGGAAAAGGUAGAUGCUAGAAAUGUGGAUCAUGCUAUGGAUAUUCAAGAAGUUCUUCAUUACUAUUCUCGUCUCACUUCUCCAACAUUUCUUGAGAUUGUGGAUAAAUUCUUCGUGGACAUUUUUGCUGAAUUUAAUUCUGCCCAUUCCUCUUCCAAACCAUCUCACUUCACUCGGAUUCACGAGAAUUGAAUUAAAUCUUUGAUUCCGAAGUCGAUAAAAACUUGCUUGAUCCUUUUUUCCAGGAUUGUAAUCCAAAUUUGAUUGCGUGUGUAUUUAUGUUAUUAUGAUUCAUAAAUUUUAGUUUAAUUUGAAUGGUUAUGAAUCAAUAAUACAUUAUUGAUUAUUGAAUCA